Messenger RNA from Amoebophrya sp. A120, 1840 nucleotides. The record is from the annotation of a GenBank genome assembly. Lineage: Eukaryota; Dinophyceae; Syndiniales; Amoebophryaceae.
GAAAUCCCGGCGGUGGUUGGGGUACUGUAGUAUGUGCUGGAACGAGAAGAGGUUGACGUAUUUGCAAUACAGCGUCAACUGUGUCGGGGAGCUGCAGAGGUUUCUCGCAUCUUCAAAUAACGCAGCUUGUAGUUCCUCGUCAGGAAACGAUGAAGAAAAAGACGGCGAAAAAAUUCGUGCCCAAAUCCUACUCAGGGACGACGAUGACUCGUCAUCUUCAGACCUGUUCACUGCAAAGCUGGCUACCUGCACAGACGCGAUAGAGUUGCCCAGUGCCGUUUUUCAAAAAGCGAAGGAGCAGACGCAAGGUCAAAUGCUUGUUGGUCAUCAUCUCGAGGACGCGUCGUCGAAGCAGGAUAAUUGUAAUUUUUAUUCUGCCGCCACCGCCUGGACGAAGGAAGACGAGGAGUUUUGGAGCCGGAAAAAAGUGGUUGACGGUAGUGAAAAUAAUCUCAAAGGGACGUCUAUCCUGAGUAAAAACGUACCCACACCAGAGUCAGGAUGGGGAAUCUGCUAGACAAAUCAGCCAGCUUUGGUUGUUUGGCAUGACAAGUUUGUCCGCGUAGUUCUGGUGUGGGUAAUCUGCUAGACAAAUCAGCCAGCUUUGGUUGUUUGGCAUGACAAGUUUGUCCGCGUAGUGUAGUGCUGUUUGAGCUAGUUUAGCAGCAUUACAGAUCUAGUAUCUCGUGCUGAUUGGAGCAUGACAAAUUUCAAAACCGCAUUAGAAAAUGCGGGGCUCCGCAUGAGAAACAUUUUAAGCAUGCAGAGUUGCAUGACAACUAUGGUGUGGGUACGUUUUUACUCAGGAUAGCCUCGAGAUUUUACGACGACGAUGAGGAUGACGAGGCGAGGUGGAAAUUGCCGGUCUUGAAGGAAGAGGAUCUUGGAUUUUUCUCUAAGUUUUGUCUCUCCUUCAGCGGCAAACUCGAGAACCUGUUCCAGGAGUCGUACUCAUUUACGUCAGGCAAGGACGACAAUUCACCUGCAGACGAGGAUAAAACUGCAAGCGAGAAUAAAGCAAAAAUCAACCUGUGGAGUUGCUUUCGAGACGUGUUCUGGAGCUUCUGCGUGGACCUCCCGGUGACUGGAGCGCUUUUUCUCGCAGGAUUACAACUUUUGGGCUUCGUUUGGGUAGCUGGUUUUGUCGCAGAGAGGGCGUUUGCUUGGAUAGUUUCUACGGACAACGACGGAGAUGAAGACGCAGAGGCUCCUGCUGGUGUUCAGAUAAAUCCUGGGAAAAUAGUAAAGCACCGACAAGAAUUUCAUGAGAAGUACUGGAAUUGCGAGUCCUGGAUUAAAACGUGCGACUCACUGCUCGCGUCAAUUCAAGUCGAGUUUGCGCAAGCUUGUGCGGCGCUCAACGCUGCUCCUGCUGAAAGCGGUACAUCAACUAGGGUUACCAGUGCACCAACGUCCGAAAUUUUGAACCAGUUCGUGCACUCUAACCGAGGGUUCGGAAGCGUCGCGGCUUCUUCAUCGUCAUUCUGGCGCACGACCAAACACCUACCUGCUCAAGGCAACGCGGAGCGCGCCUCCCGCGAUGGUAUAUUACUAGCGACCUCGUCCUCCACGUCGAAGAAGCAGACAAGCCAGGAACUUAUCGAUCCGACAGAAGAACGCACGACGAUUACUCCGACAACCUCAACGGAGAGCAGCAAUAAGCGCCCGGUUUUGUUGCAGGAGGACCUGAUCCUGGCCCACAGGACCACAGAACAAAAGCAGAAACGCGAGGAUCAAGAUGGGUCUAGCAACCUACAGCAAGAGCGUGCAGCUGAUCGCCACGGCAGCUCAAGCAGCUCACAUGAACAAGAUCCGGCGGCAUCAAUAAACAACUGGUCCA